AAAAGAGGAGAGGAGGGAUCCGCACGGCUCCGGUGCCGCCUGAACUCGCAGCCCCCCCGGGAUCAUCGCCCGCCAUCCCGCAGACAAGGAGCUGAAGAUGGAGACCAGGGAGGACAAAUCCCCACAGCAGAACCUCGUGGAAGAGGCCGUUUUGAGUGGCUCCACGGCGCAGGAAUCCGAGGGGGAGGAAAAGCCCCGGAGGUCCCACAGGAGGAUGGGCUCCAACCCCAGCCUGGGGUGCUCUGAGGAGGAAAGACCCACCCUGUACCAGGAAGGUGGCCGGAGCACCGGUCUGGUGGUCCAUGAGCAGCUUCAGGAUGGGGAGAAGUCUCACAAGUGUUUGGAAUGUGGGAAGAGCUUCGGGCGGAACUUCCACCUGAUCCGCCACCAGAUGAUCCACACCGGGGAGAAGCCCUGUGGGUGUCCUGAGUGUGGGAAGAGCUUCAGAGACAGCUCCCACCUGAUCCGCCACCAGAUGAUCCACACUGGGGAUUGGCCCUAUGAGUGUGUGGAAUGCGGCAAGGGCUUAAGAGACAGCUCCCACCUGAUCCGCCACCAGAGGAUCCACACUGGGGAGAGGCCCUUUGAGUGUGGCGAAUGUGGGAAGAGCUUCAGGCAGAGCUCCUACCUGAUCCGCCACCAGAGGAUCCACACUGGGGAGAGGCCCUUUGAGUGUGGUGAAUGUGGGAAGAGCUUCAUCCAGAGCUCCAGCCUGAUUGUCCACCAGAGGAUCCACACUGGGAAGAGGCCCUAUGAGUGCUUGGAAUGUGGGAAGAGCUUCAGCCAGAGCUCCCACCUGACCUCCCAUCAGAAGAUCCACACUGGGGAGCGGCCCUACGAGUGUCCGGAGUGUGGGAAGAGGUUUCACACCAGCUCAGAUCUCCUUAUACAUGAACGGAUUCACACGGAUGAGAGGCCCUUCCGCUGCCCUGACUGCAGGAAGGGCUUCAAGCACAACUCCAACCUCACCGCCCACCGGCGCAUCCACACUGGGGAGAGGCCCUACGAGUGUCCCCAGUGUGGGAAGAGCUUCUCCUGGAGCUCAUCCUUGACCCAUCACCAACGGAGCCACCGGUAAGGGAAGCCUUGAGAACGCCAUGACUACAGGAAGAGCUUCAUGCGCUGCUCCAACUCUAUCUCCUACACUGGGCAGAGCCCUGGUGGCUCACAUUCCCGGUGACCCACAUUGGGAAGACACCUGGCCAGUGGUCUCCACUUUCUCCUGGUUUCCCAGAGGCAAACAUUAGGGUUGGAUGAACACAAGGGCACGAACAUCCAUCAGUAGUCAAAUCAACAUUAGAAAUUCAUUAAGAUCUGAUUUCUUAGCUUUACGCCUUAAAAAGAUCUUGUGUGCUCUGUCCAAUUGUUUCUUCUGGUGGCAUCAAGCGGUGCUGGAUGAUCUUGGAGAUGUUUUCCUACCUGAAUAAUUUCCAUCUUUAUCGCAUUGAAACGUCCAGAACCGGGGUAAAAAUAAAUUAAGUAAAGGGAUCUAAAGCGGCACCAUUUUACCGGGAUUUGGGGGUGAAUUUGGGGUUAGUUCACAGAAUUUUUUGGGAGGAUUGGGCAUUGUGGGGUUGCCCAGGCCGGGCAGA
Molecule: messenger RNA, 1592 nt
Organism: Pseudopodoces humilis (Tibetan ground-tit)
Lineage: Eukaryota; Metazoa; Chordata; Aves; Passeriformes; Paridae
Biological process (GO): regulation of transcription by RNA polymerase II
Molecular function (GO): DNA-binding transcription factor activity, RNA polymerase II-specific; RNA polymerase II cis-regulatory region sequence-specific DNA binding
Source: RefSeq, a predicted model, not a curated record